GCGGUGCACGCGUCGCGACGCCACGUCCUCGCACAGUGCGCCGCGAACGACGUCGGCGAGGCGAGCUCUCCCUGGGAAGCGCGUCGACCAGACGCCGCGGCGCCGACCGACCCCGCGAGCGGGCCCGACGCCCGGUCACGCGAGCGCCGCGACGCCGCGAGCUCCGACGCGCCGCUCGAGGUGCAGCGGGCGACUCUAAAAUGAACAAUACGAUCCGAGGGACGGUGCAUUAACUACGUAAGUGUCUCUCUCCUUCCUCCCUGCCUGGUGGACUUCCGGUGCCCCGCGAAGUUCAUCCCACUUCCGGCCUCGCAACGGGAUAUUGGAAGACUUCCGACGAGGAGCGGAAGAGUCUUCGAGGUCAGGAUGACGAAGAGGUUCGAGUUCAACUGGCAGACCGAGGUCCCGGAGCCUCUGAGGCUGGGAUGCACCUUCGACAGGUGGACCGAGGAGAAGGACAAUACCGAGAUCGAGCUCAACUGCAUGUUCAAGGUCGACGAGUAUGGUUUCUUCAUCUACUGGCAGAGCGAGGGAAAGGACGGCGACGUCAUCGAGCUGUGUCAAGUGAGCGACAUCCGGGCCGGAGGUGUUCCGAAGGACCCGAAGCUCCUCGACAAGCUCUGCACCAAGCAUGGCGAACAGUUGGACGAGAAGAGCCUGACCAUCUGCUCCGGCGUUGACUAUACCAAUAUCAAUUAUCAACACGUCGUCUGUCCCGACCCGACAACUGCCAAGGUAUGGCUCGACGGAGUAAGGUCCAUUACUCAUAACGUGAAAGCCAAUAAUGUCUGCCCACUGACGUGUCUCAAGAAACAUUGGAUGAGGCUGAGAAUGUUGGUCGACCCCAACGGGAAAGUUCCGGUAAAAGUGGUGGCCCGAACUUUUGCCUCGGGGAAGACGGAGAAACUAGUAUACCAGUGCCUGUCCGAUUUAGGACUCCCUAGCGGAAAGAACGACGUGAUAGAGCCCGAUGACUUCACCUUCGAUGCGUUCUACGCGCUGUACCACAAGAUCUGCCCCAGGAACGACAUCGAGGAGCUGUUCCAGUCCAUCACCCAGGGAAAAGCAGACACCAUCAAUCUGGAACAGCUGAUCAGCUUCCUGAACGAGAAGCAGCGCGACCCAACCCUGAACGAAAUCCUGUAUCCACUUUACGACGAGAAGAGGGCUCUGGAGAUCAUCAACGAUUACGAGCAAAAUGAGACCAUUCGCAGUCAGAAGACCAUGUCGAAGGACGGCUUCAUCAGGUACUUGAUCUCGGACGAGAACGCCCCCGUGUUCCUGGACAGGCUGGACGUGUACAUGGACAUGGACCAGCCCUUGUCUCAUUAUUACAUCAACUCCAGCCACAACACCUAUUUGAGCGGCAGGCAGUUCGGAGGGAAAAGCAGCGUGGAAAUGUACCGCCAGGUCCUGCUGGCAGGUUGCCGGUGCGUCGAGUUGGACUGCUGGGACGGAAAGGGCGAGGACGAGGAGCCCAUCAUCACCCACGGCAAAGCCAUGUGUACCGACAUUCUCUUCAAGGACGUCAUUUAUGCCGUCAGAGACACCGCCUUCGUCACCUCCGAGUACCCGGUCAUCCUAAGCUUUGAGAAUCAUUGCAGCAAGAAGCAGCAGUACAAGCUGGCCAAGUACUGCGACGAGAUUCUUGGAGACCUGCUGUUGAAGGAGUCCCUGAAGGAGUACCCUCUGGAGCCCGGGGUACCUUUGCCACCACCUAGUUUGCUGAAACGCAAGAUCCUCAUCAAGAACAAGAGGCUGAAGCCGGAAGUGGAGAAGCAGGAGCUGGAACUCUUCAAACAGGGCCAGUUCGUCAUCGAAGACGAAGUUAAGGAAGACGCCAGUGCUCCACCAGGUGUCGCAGCUGUCGUUGAGCAACCGGUAAAGGAAGUGGUCGUAACAGGAGAGGCAGUAGUUGCUGUCGUGGUUGGUCAGCAACCUCCUGCCCAACAAGGAGGUGGUCCUGUGAACCUUGGAGAGAGUUUGGAGCUCGCAGUGGUCCCACCUUACACAGGAAGCACCACCAACGUCCACCCUUGGUUAUCGUCAAUGGUGAAUUACGCCCAGCCGAUAAAAUUCCAAGGAUUCGACGUAGCCGAGCAGAAAAAUAUCCACUACAACAUGUCUUCCUUCGCCGAGACCGCAGGACUGAACUACUUGAAGACCUCCGCCAUAGAAUUCGUAAAUUACAAUAAGAGGCAGAUGAGUAGGAUUUACCCGAAGGGCACGCGAGCGGACUCUUCGAAUUAUAUGCCGCAGGUCUUUUGGAAUGCCGGGUGCCAAAUGGUUUCGUUAAACUUUCAAACUGCUGACCUACCCAUGCAACUGAAUCAAGGGAAAUUCGAGUACAACGGCUCUUCAGGGUACCUUCUGAAGCCGGACUUCAUGAGGAGGGCCGACAGAAAUUUCGAUCCUUUUGCGGAGAGUCCUGUCGACGGAGUCAUCGCUACGCAAUGUAGCGUUCAGGUGAUCGCGGGUCAGUUUCUCUCGGACAAGAAAGUAGGAACGUACGUCGAAGUCGAGAUGUACGGUCUGCCAACAGACACGAUCCGAAAAGAAUUCCGUACUCGCGUGGUACCCGCAAAUGGCCUCAAUCCGGUCUACAACGAAGAGCCUUUCCUCUUCAGGAAGGUUGUACUGCCAGACUUAGCAGCUUUAAGAUUUGCAGUUUAUGACGAGUCCAGCGGGAAACUCCUGGGACAGCGAAUCGUUCCUCUAGAUGGUCUUCAAGCUGGAUACCGUCACAUCGCUUUGAGAACCGAGGCCAAUUUCCCAAUGUCGCUGCCGAUGUUGUUCUGCAACAUUGACAUCAAGAUCUACGUGCCGGAUGGGUUCCAAGAGUUCAUGGACGCCCUGACGGCACCUAGAGCGGUUCGGAAGACGGAAGCACUGUCCCAGUCGAAGAUGAAGGGCCUAGGCAUCGAAGAGAGCGAUAAAAAUGCCUCGGAGUCUGGUCAGUCCCACCACGAAAUCGCCAAGCCUAAAGAAAAAAUGGAAUUUGAGCCCAUCACCGUGGAGACUCUGCGCCAGGAGAAGGGGUACCAGAAAACCACCAGACGGCAGCAAAAGGAGCUGGAGUCCUUGAGGAAGAGACACCAGAAAGAGAAACUGGCCGUCCAGAAGCAACAAUGCACGGCCAUAGAGAAGAUCAUCAAGGGGAAAAAGAAAGCUGAGUUGUCCAGGGACCCCACGGUACGAAAGGCCGUUUCAGAGCAAACCGCCCAAUGGUCCCGCCUAGCCGACAGACAAAGGCGGGAAGAGCGAGACCUCAUCCGGGCCCACCUCGAGGAACGGCGGACGUUGUUGAAGAAAUUGUGCCUAACGGCCCAGUUGAUGCAAGUCAAGCAACUGACCUCGAGACACGAGCGAGAGAUAAAGGAGAUGAAGGCGAGGCAAGCGAGACAUUCCGUGGAGAGCACGAGGGAGGUGAUGAACGACAAGACCCUGAAGACGCGCGGCAUCAAGGAGGGCGUUCUCAGGGAGAAGCAGCAGAACAACACGAAGAAAUUCGUGGAGGAGAGGAGGGUCGCCCAGAUGGUCCAAGGCCGGGAGAAGGAGAACCUGAAGAUCACGCACGAGAAGCAGCUGGAAGAGCUGCAGAAGGACAUGAACGGGAUUUUGGAAAUGUAUAAGAACGAGGAGAUCGAGUACGAGCUGGGUCCCAAGACCGAGUUCUACGUCUGAUAACGCGGACGUCGCUUCACCGAUCUUAGAGUCGUUAUCUCGCAAGGAUUAAUUCUAGCGAUUAUUGGAAUCGGGAUCAAGCCUCUCUUUAGCGUACUGCUCUUCGAGUUAGUGUCGACUCACCGGAGGGUCGUCGUGGUCUAGACGUCGUAUGUGCCCAAAAUAGCGUCUCAUAUCGUUGCAGGCGGACGAAGCACUCUAAGAGAUAUGGAAGGAUCACUUUCCUGAUUUUUCCUACAUUUUUCAUACACCCAUUUCGUUAAGAGAACGCGGUAAAAAUCCACAGGAUAAAUUACAGCGGUACAAAUUGUUGACGAUGAUCGUGUGGUUACGCGGCCGUGCAAUUCUUGUAGCCUUGAUAGAGAAAUAUUCGAACAGGUAUGGAAUUGCCUGGAAAUUCUCGAUCCAUUGUUGAGAGUUAUUCCAUAUCUCGUAAAGUUGAGCUUCACCGGUCCUGCACAUCGCAUCUCCCCUUCGCUCUUGUCAAAUUCCUCUCGUAACUUGUCGUACCUCUUCAUACCGCAUCCUCGAUAUUUUUUAUAACAGCCUCGUAAUAGUAACCGCGAAGUCGUUGAAUGAGUCAAUCCCCGAAGAGGAUGAAACGGUGAGAAAGGGAGAUUGAAAGAGGAAGAGUAAGCGUGCGUGCUAUCCGAAGAGCCUCGUAGCAUUAAGUAGUCAAUAACGUGAUCUAGUCAAAUUCUUAGGUAACUCGGAGGAGGAAUCGCGUGGAACAAGUUCCCUUUUGUCUCGUCGAUAUUUUUCGAUUGUUACGGCAUACUAAGAGUUCUAUUAGACGUGUAAUCUCCUAAUCGUAACGUAACGAGGAUGUACUUUUCCUGGGGACGCGCGAUGGCGUCUCUUCCGGUCGGUCGCUGGACCAAAUCGGAGAUGCUGGAGAGAGCUCCUUCCGGUUUCGGUGUAGACGCACCUCGACCUCAAGAAGAUCGUUUUCGUUGGCCCAUCGAGGACAUUAAAUCACAUCAGUUGACCAAGUUCUUCGACGUAAUCGUUUGUCCUUGCCGAGGAGUCGUCGAGGAAAGAGCCUCGCAAGAUGGCGGCUGUGGGUUACGUUCCUGAUUGUUGUCGUUUUUACAUGAUUUAUAUAUUUUUCCUAUCGAACUGGGGGGGGACAGAAAGUCUAGACAACUCCGUCAGUUUCGCCACGUAAAUGGGUUCUAGGUCAGUCAUUUGCCAGGAGCAGUGUACGUAACUUAAAUGAAGGUAACGCCGGUCUAGAGUUACGAUUCAACAUUGUUGUCUUCGCUGGAUAAUGUUAUACAUAUAAAUUAUUAUUUUAACCUGUAUAUUGGAUAAAAAAUUAAAUAAAGAAAUUUACCAGAAGUC
Molecule: messenger RNA, 5028 nt
Organism: Orussus abietinus
Lineage: Eukaryota; Metazoa; Arthropoda; Insecta; Hymenoptera; Orussidae
Product: 1-phosphatidylinositol 4,5-bisphosphate phosphodiesterase
Exons: 20
Coding region: 367-3684 (1105 amino acids)
Biological process (GO): phosphatidylinositol-mediated signaling; lipid metabolic process
Molecular function (GO): calcium ion binding; phosphatidylinositol-4,5-bisphosphate phospholipase C activity
Source: RefSeq, a predicted model, not a curated record